AUGUCAACAUUAAUUACCGCCAAAUCAACUUCAUUAUUACCACCAUCCUUAGAAAAUAAAAGACCCAAAGAAUCUUCUCCUACUUAUGACCAUUCUACCCUAUCUAACUACAAAUCUGUACUAGGUAAUUUAUUUAACACAGAUUUACAAUUGUCCAUCAAUUUUGAUAAAAAACAAAUUGACGGUACUGUUACAUUCGAAUUGAAAAGUACUAAUACAAAUGUAUAUCAUCUAGAUACUUCCUAUUUAGAUAUUCAUUCCAUCAAAUAUAAUAAUCAACAAAUCAACAAUUGGUCCAUUUUGGAUAGAGUUGGUGCAUUAGGCUCUAGGUUAGUCAUUAAAGAUAUACCUGAAGGUAAUUCCGCUAAUAGCAAUAAGUUAUCCAUUGAUUUCUCAACUACUGACAAAUGCACUGCGUUGCAAUGGUUAGAUAGUAAUCAAACUAGUGGUAAGCCAUACGUUUUUUCCCAAUUAGAAGCUAUUCACGCUAGAUCUCUAUUCCCGUGCUUUGACACUCCUUCUGUCAAGUCUAAAUAUACAUGCACCAUUAAGUCUCCAUUGCCUGUGGUAUUCAGUGGUAUUGAAAAGGAAUCACACGAAAAAGAUGUUUAUGCCUUUGAACAGACCGUUCCCAUUCCAUCUUAUCUAAUCGGUAUUGCUAGUGGCAAUUUGGUUUCUGCUGACAUUGGUCCACGUUCUAAAGUCUAUACCGAACCCUUUAGAUUAAAGGAUGCUCAAUGGGAAUUUGACGGAGAUGUGGAGAGAUUUAUCGAAACGGCGGAACAAUUGAUUUUUAAGUAUGAGUGGGGGUCCUAUAAUGUGUUGAUUAACCCACAAUCUUAUCCAUAUGGUGGGAUGGAAUCCCCAAACAUGACAUUUGCUACACCAACGUUAAUUGCCUACGACAAAUCGAAUGUAGACGUUAUUGCCCAUGAGUUGGCUCAUUCGUGGGCUGGCAAUUUGGUUACCAAUUGUUCAUGGGACCAUUUUUUUUUAAAUGAGGGCUGGACUGUUUAUUUGGAAAGGAGAAUUUUAGGUGCCAUUCAUGGUGACCCUGCCAGGCAUUUUAGUGCUUUAAUUGGCUGGAACGAUUUGGAAAAUUCCAUUAAUGCAAUGUCCAAUCCUGAACGGUUUAGUAAGUUAGUACAGGAUUUGAGCGAUGGCUGCGAUCCAGAUGAAGCAUUCAGUAGUGUCCCAUAUGAAAAAGGAUUUAACUUGUUGUUCCAUUUAGAAACCAAGUUAGGUGGAACUGAAGUUUUUGAUCCAUUUAUCAAACAUUAUUUUUCUACGUUUUCCAAAAAAAGCUUGGAUACUUGGCAGUUUUUGGACUGUUUAUUUGACUUUUAUCACUCCAAUUAUUAUUAUAAAAAUAGCAAAGAAAGGGAUUAUACCAAAUAUGAGAUUUUAAGAAAUGAGGUGGACUGGGAAACUUGGUUGUUUAAAGCUGGUAUGCCACCAAAACCCAUAUUUAAUACAGAACUAGCUGAUUCUGUGUAUGAUUUGGUACAUAAAUGGAAAAGCUUGGUUUCUAAAACCGACAAUACAAAUUCUUUCACACCCUCUCCUGGAGAUAUCAAGAAUUUUAAUUCUAACCAAUUGGUUUUAUUUCUAGACACUCUAUGCAAUCCUAAAGAGGGUGGGUUGCAUAAUUGGUACGAAUAUUCAGAAGUUGUUGAAAAAUUUUUAUCCGUUUACGGAAAGCUAAUUGGGGGGUCUCGCAAUGCAGAAGUUAUUUUUAGAUUCUUUAGAUUCCAAGUUUAUUCGCACAAUAAAGAAAGCUACUUGAAAUUAAGCGACUGGUUGGGUACUGUUGGUAGAAUGAAAUUUGUUCGUCCAGGAUACAGACUGUUAAAUAUGGUCGAUCGUUCUUUGGCUUUAGAAACGUUUAAAAAAUAUGAAUACACUUAUCAUCCCAUUUGUGCAACUUUGGUGAAACAAGAUUCAGGCAUAGGAAAUAAAUAA
Molecule: messenger RNA, 1962 nt
Organism: Saccharomycodes ludwigii
Lineage: Eukaryota; Fungi; Ascomycota; Saccharomycetes; Saccharomycodales; Saccharomycodaceae
Gene: LAP2
Product: bifunctional aminopeptidase/epoxide hydrolase
Exons: 1
Coding region: 1-1962 (653 amino acids)
Biological process (GO): proteolysis
Cellular component (GO): cytosol
Molecular function (GO): zinc ion binding; aminopeptidase activity; epoxide hydrolase activity
Source: RefSeq, a predicted model, not a curated record